Glarea lozoyensis ATCC 20868 is the source of this 810-nucleotide messenger RNA. Its product is annotated as Concanavalin A-like lectins/glucanase. The transcript has 4 exons. Gene Ontology annotation, molecular function: cellulase activity. The record is from RefSeq and is a predicted model, not a curated record. Lineage: Eukaryota; Fungi; Ascomycota; Leotiomycetes; Helotiales; Helotiaceae. Gene Ontology annotation, biological process: polysaccharide catabolic process. The coding region runs from base 1 to 810 and encodes 269 amino acids.
AUGAAAGCCUUUAUCCAAGUCCUCGUCGGCUUAGUAUCAAUUUCGGCGGCUGUUCCUACCUCCCAGCCGAUCGAGCAGCGAGGUACACCAACCGUCAAUGAAGUGACCAAGCGCCAGCAGCAAAGCGUCAGCCUAUGUUCACUUUACGCAUACCACUCCGUCAACGGCUACGAAAUCCUGAACAACCUAUGGGGUAAAGACGCCGCGACGUCUGGUUCUCAAUGCACCUACUACGAUGGAACAGCCGGGAAUGGCAUCGCCUGGAGCAGCGACUGGGUGUGGCAGGGUGGACAAGACAAUGUCAAGAGCUAUCCGUACUCAGGUCGCAUCUUGACGAAAGGAAUCACCGUGGAGAAGGCGAAAACGAUGCCGACGAGCAUCCAGUGGACGUAUAACACGACGAACGUGCGAGCUAAUGUUGCUUAUGAUAUUUUCACUGCGGCGGAUCCGAAUCAUGUUAAUAGCAGUGGUGAUUAUGAACUUAUGGUUUGGCUUGCAAGAUUAGGAGGCGUCUGGCCAAUUUCUCAGUCCGGUGCACCUAUCGCCUCAGUCACGAUCAAUAAUUAUAAAUUCGAUCUCUACUUUGGUUACAAUGGAGCCAUGAAGGUCUACAGUUUCCUGCCGCCUCAGGGAACAACGUACAAUUCUUUCACUGCGGAUAUCAAGAAUUUCUUCAAGUAUCUGGCGCAGAGUCAGGGGUUCCCACAGAGUACUCAGAAUCUGAUUGUUUUCCAAGUCGGCUCAGAAGCGUUUACUGGUGGACCUGCAAAGUUUCGCGUCUCUAGUUUCAGCGCUAGCGUUACCACAUAA